Penicillium waksmanii is the source of this 186-nucleotide messenger RNA. Its product is annotated as ankyrin. The record is from RefSeq and is a predicted model, not a curated record. The transcript has a single exon. Bases 1 to 186 code for a protein of 61 amino acids. NCBI's taxonomy places the organism in Eukaryota, Fungi, Ascomycota, Eurotiomycetes, Eurotiales, Aspergillaceae.
AUGGGCGCUGCAGAAUAUGGUCGCAUUGAUAUGUUACAAAUGCUUCUAGAUGAAGGAGCACUGGUCGUGGGUGACUAUGAAGAAUAUUAUUACAAGGCUGUUGAGCUUGCAGAGGGUCGAGAUCAUUACGCUGGGGCUAGACUCUUGAAAUCAUUCAAGGACUCGGUUGAACUGGGCAAUUUAUGA